Messenger RNA from Gekko japonicus, 2665 nucleotides. RefSeq names its product AE binding protein 2 (gene AEBP2). The transcript has 8 exons. Gene Ontology annotation, cellular component: ESC/E(Z) complex. Lineage: Eukaryota; Metazoa; Chordata; Lepidosauria; Squamata; Gekkonidae. The coding region runs from base 139 to 1662 and encodes 507 amino acids. The record is from RefSeq and is a predicted model, not a curated record. Gene Ontology annotation, biological process: regulation of transcription by RNA polymerase II.
GCAGCCGCGGCGAAGGGAGGCCUCUCCUCUUUCUCUCCCGCCCCUCCUCAGUCCUCGAGUGGGCGAGAGCGGCGCCGCUUGCGGGUCCCUCCUGCUGCUGCUGCUGCUGUUCGGGCGACGCUGCGACUGGGAGGCGCCAUGGCGGCCGAGCUGAGUGACAUGGCGGAGCCGCCUCAGUGGCUCUCCUCCUCGUCGUCCUUCUCCGGCGGCGGCGGCGCUGAGGAGGCGGCCGAGAGCGAGGCGUCGUCGUCGUCCUCCUCGUCGUCGGCCGUGAGCAUGGAGGCCGAGUCGCCGCCGCCGCCGCCGCUGGGCGAGGGGGCGGAGAGCAUGUCGGAGCCCAGCCCGGAGAGCGCCAGCCAGGCCGGCGACGGCGACGACGAGGAGGAGGACGACGAGGAGGACGAGGCCGCCAGCAGCGCCGGCUCCUCCAGCGGCUGCAGCAGCGACGAGUCGCGCUCGCUCAGCCCCGGCGGCAGCGAGGCCGACGCCAAGGGCGAGGCCGGCGGUGAAGGAGGAGGAGGCGGCUGCGGCGGCGGGGCCGGGCCUGGGAGCGGCGGCGGCGGAGGGACGGGAGGAGCGGCGGCGGGAGGCGAGAGCGGCGGCGGCGGCGGCAAGAACUGCAGCAGCAGCAGCAGCAGCACCGUGUCCAGCUGCAGCAGCGGCGGCGGCGACGAAGGCUACGGCACGGGCGGCGGGGCCGGCGGCCGCGGAGGGGGAAGCGGCGGCAGCAGCACUUGCAGCACCUCGUCGGGCGGCCGCCGGGGCAGCCUGGAGAUCUCCUCGGACGGGGAGCCGCUCAGCCGCAUGGAUUCCGAAGACAGCAUAAGCAGUACCAUAAUGGAUGCGGACAGCACAAUUUCCAGUGGUCGUUCUACUCCAGUUAUGAUGAACGGACAAGGAGUUACUGCUUCAUCCACAAAAAGUAUUGCCUAUAACUGCUGUUGGGACCAGUGCCAUGCCUGCUUCAACUCCAGCCCGGAUCUGGCAGAUCACAUUCGCUCGAUACAUGUAGAUGGCCAGCAAGGAGGGGUGUUCGUUUGCUUAUGGAAAGGCUGCAAAGUUUAUAACACGCCAUCAACAAGUCAGAGUUGGUUGCAGAGGCACAUGCUGACCCACAGUGGCGACAAACCCUUCAAGUGCGUCGUCGGAGGGUGCAACGCUAGUUUCGCCUCUCAGAGUGGGCUGGCCCGUCACGUGCCGACACACUUCAGCCAGCAGAAUUCUUCAAAAGUGGCCAAUCAGCCAAAGGCGAAAGAAGAAUCUCCUUCCAAAGCUGGGAUGAACAAAAGAAGGAAGUUAAAGAACAAACGGAGGCGCUCAUUACCAAGACCACACGACUUCUUUGAUACACAAACUCUGGACGCUAUACGGCAUCGAGCCAUCUGCUUUAACCUCUCCGCUCACAUAGAAAGUUUAGGAAAAGGCCACAGUGUCGUAUUUCACAGUACUGUAAUGGCAAAGAGAAAAGAGGAAUCCGGGAAAAUAAAGCUGCUCCUUCACUGGACGCCGGAGGACAUUCUGCCUGAUGUGUGGGUAAAUGAAAGUGAGCGACAUCAAUUAAAAACUAAAGUAGUUCAUUUAUCAAAACUACCAAAAGAUACUGCCUUGCUUCUGGAUCCAAACAUAUACAGAACAAUGCCACAGAAGAGGUUGAAGAGGUAAAAGUAAGAUCAGUGGGGGACGCUUCAUCUACCAUCUUUUUCUCUGGCCACGGAAUUAGAACUGAAGUUGCACAUUGGUCAGGCCCCCUCUGGCCCAACCGCCCUGUUGUCGGUGACAACCAUUCUGUGAACAAAGUAGAUGCAUCUGCGGAAUAUAUGAAUCUCUAUCAGUAUAUAUCUUCACAGAGUGGUCCGAUGGACGACAGGGCAAGCACUCGUCUGGCAAUACAGUGGGCUCUUUGACGGCUUUGCAUGCUUGCUGCUUUUCUUUUAGUAAUUUUUUUUUCUCUGUUGCUUCUCUUGGGUGAAGUGGUGGGUGCUGCGUUGCCACUGACAACCUUCCCUGCAGUUAGUUAAUUUUUUGUAAACAAGCGGCUUGGGGAUCUUAUCCUUGGGAAAACUGAACCUAAACAUACACUAGAGUCCCUUUCCUCAGAGUCUGGUGGAGAGUAAUCCAUAGUCACUUUUUGUAAACUUGUGGUGUCCUAUCAACAUAACCCUAAGUGGUGUUAUCAUGUUUAAGCAAAUGAUUGGUGGCAUAUUUCCAUUUCUAGUGAAAUGUAUAUUUUGAGAGGAUGAUAGAUGUUAAGUGUUGCUAUAUAUCUGAUCCUCUCUAUAAGACUAUUACUGUAAGUUAAUAAGACUUCAAUAACCUCUACAGCAAAAAAAAAAAAGGGUAGUGACUUUUUUAUAUAUACAUAUAUAUAUAUAUUUCUUGGCCUUUAAAACUCCUGUUUGCUUCUGAAGAAUCUCUUAUCCCCCUUCCCCUUUUUGGCCUAAAAUUUUAUAGAUGUUAAAAAAAAAAUGUAUUUUUAAAAAAAUAAAAACAUCUAGGAAUACAAUCGUUUAUGCACCAAAGUUGGCUAUAAAAAGAAAAAGAAUUAAAUGGUUUCCUUGCUUUGCUAAGCAAGAAAUUAUGGAUUUUCUUAACCUACAGGAAUAGGAAUAAAAAAAUUGUGUGUUAUCUUGUUCGUCUUGUACGGAGACAAAAAAAUUGUUGCAUA